AUGCGAGCGGCAAACGGUUAACAAAGAGCCAUUUAUGUGAGGGACCCACGGGCGCACAAUCUUCAUGAAUUAUGGAACAUGUAAACACAACAAAUACGAGGCAACAGCAACAGCAACAGCAACUGCAACAGCAACAACAACAGCAACGCCAGCAACAGCAACAGCAGCUGCAGCAACAUCAACUGGAGCAACAGCAACAACACAGCGACAAUCAGCAACAAUUCUGCCUGCGAUGGCAUAAUCAUCAAACCAGCUUGCUGAGCACUCUGCCGGUGCUGCUGGACCAGUCCCAGCUGACGGACGUCACCAUUUCGGCAGAGGGGCGUCUGCUGCGCGCCCAUCGCGUGGUGCUCAGCGCCUGCAGCAGCUUCUUCAUGGAAAUCUUCCGCGCACUGGAGGCCCACAAUCACCCGGUCAUCAUCAUACCGGGCGCCAGCUUCGGCGCCAUCGUUGCACUGCUCACGUUCAUGUACUCGGGCGAGGUGAAUGUCUACGAGGAGCAGAUACCCAUGUUGCUCAAUCUGGCCGAGACUCUGGGCAUCAAGGGACUGGCCGAUGUGCACAAUAACAAUCUACCCAAGACAGCGAAAGGUACGCCGACUGCCUGCAUGGAGCCGGCCGGCGUGGACAAGCCACUGGCGUUCGAUGCCACUCCGACGGCAUCGCCCGCGGCCACGCCCACGGUCACACCAAGAGCCACGCCCACGCCAGCAAGUACGCCCACGCUGGGCAUGUCGAGUGCCACGCUGCAGGCGCCGCUGCUGGCCAAUAAGCUGGGCUCGCCCCUGGAGAAUUUCUUUCUGAAGUCGCUGCAGUUCUAUCCGAAUCUCUUGCCGCAGCCCCUGAACUUCUCGCAGACGGCGCUGAACAAGACCACGGAGCUGCUGGCCAAGUACCAGCAGCAGUGCCAGCUCUAUCAGAGCAACCUCGAGGAGGAGGAGUGCUACGGCCAAGCCAAGCGCCUGAAGACGGGCAGCGGCGGGGCGCCAGGAGGCGCCAGCAAUUCACAGAAGGACAUCAAGCGCAUAGACAAAAUCGUGGAGAAUCUGAGGACGAGCAGCAGCAGCAGUAAGUCGCCCAUGGAGUGCGGUGCCGCGAACUCGAUUGUGGCCACAUCUCCUGUGACCCUGGCGCCACAGGCCAUGUCGCACUUCUCGCCCCAGCUGCCCGUGGUGAAGACGUCGCCCAGCUACAGCAGUUCCCUGAAUCCCGCCGGCCAUCUGUACAGCGGCGCCAAGCUGCCGAGCUACAGCGCAGCUGCCACGCCCACAACCGCACAGCAAGCCGCCCAGUCGCACCUGGCCAGUCCGCCCUACAUAACGCCCGAGGAUCACGUCAAGCUGCAGCAGCACAUCGAGCAGUACGCGGCCUGCCAGCGCGAGGCGGCGGCUGCUGCUGCGGCUGGCCAGUUGAUCAGCACCAAGUCGGAGCCGAACCUGCUGUCGCUGAGCGCCGAGAAGAUGGUGACGCCCAGCAAGCCGCCAUCCAACUCCAAGCUCUAUGCCACCUGCUUCAUCUGCCACAAGCAGCUGAGCAAUCAAUACAAUCUGCGAGUGCAUCUGGAGACCCACCAGAACGUGCGCUAUGCCUGCAAUGUCUGCUCCCAUGUGUCGCGCAGCAAGGAUGCCUUGCGCAAGCACGUCAGCUAUCGGCAUCCGGGCGCGCCGUCGCCCUGCGAGAACGAGGCGCGGCGCAAGCGCGUCACCAAGCUGGCAGCUCAAUCGAUCUCCGCCAGUGCACCGACGGCGACGGCAACCAGCGGCGACUUGGCUGCGGGCGAGGUACCCAGCGCAGGCUCUGGUUCCGGCGCUGCCCCUGGCUCCGGCUCUGGUCCAGCUUCGCUCUCCGGCAACCCGUAUCUGUUUCUACCCAAUCAGUUUCAGCUGGCCGCUGCAGCAGCUGCCGUAGCCGUGGCCGAGUCGAAUACGGAUGUGGCUCACGAGGGGCCCGUGUCCAUGAAGAGUGUAACUCCCGUCGCUCGCAAUGGGGAGGCCGGCAGCGAGACGGACACCACAGCCAUCUGAAGCAGCGCGCAGAUCAACUUCCUCACACACAUACGCAUGCACACACACACGCACAUACACACGCUCACAAACACGCUCUCACUUGAAAUUAACCCCACCGUCUUAGACCCGGCUGUGAUACUUAGCACAAUUCGUCGACUUAAUUUGAAUUUAUUCUCUCGUUAAUUUUAGCGCCAUUUGUUAGAGUUUCGCUUGCACUUAUCGAUAGGCGAGAACGCUUCGAUAGGCCUGUAAGUGGUGGCAUCACUGUCACAGUUUGAGGGUGACACGCGCUAACAGUUUGGGCAGCACUGAGUGCAGGCACCCUAAACUGUUUGCGCGAGAUCUGAAACUGUAAUAUUGCGAGGCUUUCGUUUUACCUUCUACAAAGACCAAUACACACACACACUCACAAACAUACACACGCCUACACAUUCUAAUAAAUUAAGAGCACUUUUUAUAAAUAUUAUAAUUAUAUAUACCAAGAAAACACGCACACACACAUGCACACAAAAAGACAAGGUGAAGACCUACAAAAAACCAACAAGCAAAAUAAAUUUUAAGCCACAAAAAAUACACAAUGUGUUGGAGACGUAUUGUUAUUUUCAUGCAAAAACUAGUUUAUUUCAUUUCAUAAUACAAUAAUUUACGUACGCUGGCGCACUUUAUACAUAUAUGUUUAAA
Molecule: messenger RNA, 2687 nt
Organism: Drosophila navojoa
Lineage: Eukaryota; Metazoa; Arthropoda; Insecta; Diptera; Drosophilidae
Biological process (GO): regulation of transcription by RNA polymerase II
Cellular component (GO): nucleus
Molecular function (GO): protein binding
Source: RefSeq, a predicted model, not a curated record